Pneumocystis carinii B80 is the source of this 1981-nucleotide messenger RNA. RefSeq lists its product as hypothetical. The transcript is spliced from 11 exons. Gene Ontology annotation, cellular component: nucleus; cytosol. Bases 47 to 1936 code for a protein of 629 amino acids. NCBI's taxonomy places the organism in Eukaryota, Fungi, Ascomycota, Pneumocystomycetes, Pneumocystales, Pneumocystaceae. Gene Ontology annotation, biological process: peptidyl-arginine N-methylation; regulation of DNA-templated transcription. The record is from RefSeq and is a predicted model, not a curated record.
GUAAAAGGCUUUGAAACCAGACUAUAUAAUUGUUUGUUGGAUUUUAAUGGCAAAUAUACAGCAAAAUAAGCUGUUAAUAGGACUAGAAUGUUCAACGAUUUCUGAGAAAUAUCAGGUUUUAAAAAAUGGUUAUGAUUUCAUUGGAAUUAAUGUCUUAAACAAAACAUGGAAAAAUCAUUCUUUAAAAAAAUACAUAGGUCUUUCAGAUAAAGAUGUGAAUGUUCAUGUACACGACAUUUCAGAUAUAUUGACAUUUGCCUUAUCUAAUAUUCAAUUGGACUUAUAUGAUGAGCAAAUAGAGAAAUCAAUUAAGAUUUUAUAUGAUGAGGUUCAAUAUGUUUCAUAUAUUGGCAUUUCGCAUUUUGUUUUACCAUUAUUUACACAAAAGACAUCAAUUCCUCAAUAUGCUCGUAUUAUCAAUCAUUUAUUUUCUCUUUCUACAUAUAUACAGUUUUAUAUUUUUUUUUCAAUGAAUGAUUUAACUGAUCCAUUGGAAUUAUGGGAUAUUUGGAAUACAAUUCGUAUAUUAUGUGGCUAUAAUAACAGGUUAUUAUUGGCUUUUGAGAUUGGAAAUAAACUUCCUGAACUAACGACAAUUGCACAUUGGUUUGCUGAACCUAUUGGUCUUUUAAUUAUUCAUUCAAGCAUUUUUGUAUCGAAUUCUGAUGGUGAUUUGGUUCUUCCUCAAGAUCAUCAGACUUUUUAUACUAAAAUUGCUAAAUUUAAACCUAAUGUUCUUCUACGAAUCUCUGAUGAUAUAUCUUUAAGCAAUGAUUUUUCAGUAUAUUAUCAAUAUUUAAGGCAUUUAGAAAAUAUAAGCCCAAUUACUGCAAUUGAGAGAUUUGCAAAUGGGUAUCAGGAUUAUCUUCAAAUUCCUCUUCAGCCUUUGGCAGAUAACCUUGAAAGUAUAACCUAUGAAGUUUUUGAAAAAGAUCAUGUAAAAUAUGAUCAAUAUGAACUUUCUAUUCGUCUGGCUCUUAUGGAUCGUUCUAAAUUGAAUGAACCCAUAUAUAUUGCAAUUGUUGGUGCAGGGAGAGGACCACUUAUAUCAAGAUCUUUAAAAGCUGCUGAAUCUGCUGAUCGUAAGAUUGUUAUUUAUGCAAUUGAGAAAAAUCCAAAUGCUUUUAUAACAUUAGAGCAUAGAAACAAAUAUGAAUGGAAGAAUAGUAUACAAUUAGUACAGAUAGAUAUGCGGUUAUGGAAACCACCUGUUUUAAUUGAUAUUAUUGUUAGUGAACUACUAGGAAGUUUUGGAGAUAAUGAACUCAGUCCAGAAUGUCUUGAUGGUGUUCAAAAGUUUUUAAAUCCAAAAGGUGGAAUUUUCAUUCCAUCUUCAUAUACUACAUAUAUUACUCCAGUUAUGGCACCAAAAAUUUAUGGAAAUAUAUUACAAAUGAAAAAUGAUGCUUCUUUUGAAAUGUUUUAUUCUAUAUGGCUACAUUCAAUACAUUAUCUUGCUAAAAAUAAUGAAAACAUGUUUCAAAAAUUAUGGAAUUUUUCUCAUCCUAAUCCAAACUAUUAUGAUGACAAUUCCAAUUUACAUAAUACAAGAAAGUCAAAAAAUACAUUUAAUAUAUCUUCUAGAGGUAUGUUACAUGGUUUUGCUGGAUAUUUUGAAGCUGUUCUAUAUGAUAAUAUUAAACUAUCUACACUACCAAAUAUAAUUGAUGAAAAAUUAAAAGAUAUGGUAUCAUGGUUUCCUGCUUUUUUUCCUUUAAAAACACCUCUAUAUAUUCCUUCUGGAUCACAUAUUGAUCUUUAUUUUUGGCGUCAAACUGAUUCAAAAAAAGUUUGGUAUGAGUGGUUAACUGAAGUUUAUAUGACUUCUUCAAAUACACAAAAUGAUCAACAUUUAUAUCAAACUAAUCCUAUUAAAAUUGGAAUGACUGGUAUUCAUAACUACAAUGCUUCUUUUUUUAGUAUUGGUUUAUCCUAAAUAUUUCCUCCUCAGACAACGUAUAGCUGAUAUCUGCUGAUUAAA